AUGGCCGACAAGCGGCGGUCCUCGCCCGGCACCACCAUGAGCCUAAAGGCUCACGCCUUCUCCGUGGAGGCGCUCAUCGGGGCCGAGAAACAGCAGCAACAGCAGCAGCCGCCGCCGCUGCCGCGGCAGCCCAAGCGGCGGAAGCUGGGCGCCGAGGACGAGGCGGCAGAGGACGAAGGCGGCAGCGGGUGCUGUGCCAAGAGCUCCGCUGCUGCCGCCGCCGCCGUCGGCAGGACCUGCGGCGACAUGGAGCUGGGCUGCGCCGCCCGCGCCCCCGCCGGCGGCUGCGAGGAAGGGUUCCUGGCGGGCUCCCCUCCCGCGUCCCCCGGCGGCUCCCCCAAGGGUUCGAGGCCCAGCUCACCGCUGCCCACGCCGCAGGCGCCGCGAGUGGACCUGCAGGGAGCCGAGCUCUGGAAGCGCUUCCACGAGAUCGGCACCGAGAUGAUCAUCACCAAGGCAGGAAGGCGGAUGUUUCCCGCAAUGAGAGUGAAGAUCUCAGGUUUAGACCCACAUCAGCAGUAUUAUAUUGCUAUGGAUAUUGUGCCAGUGGAUAACAAAAGAUACAGGUACGUUUAUCAUAGCUCCAAGUGGAUGGUGGCUGGUAAUGCUGACUCCCCCGUACCGCCUCGUGUUUAUAUUCACCCUGAUUCACCUGCCUCUGGGGAGACGUGGAUGAGACAAGUGAUCAGCUUUGACAAACUGAAGCUUACCAAUAAUGAGCUGGACGAUCAAGGGCAUAUUAUCCUUCACUCUAUGCAUAAAUAUCAGCCGCGUGUCCACGUCAUCCGAAAAGACUGUGGAGAUGAUCUGUCCCCCAUCAAGCCUAUCCCUGCAGGAGAAGGAGUGAAAGCUUUCUCCUUUCCAGAGACAGUUUUCACUACUGUCACAGCGUAUCAAAAUCAACAGAUAACUCGUCUGAAGAUCGACAGAAAUCCAUUUGCCAAAGGGUUUAGAGAUUCAGGACGUAACAGAAUGGGUCUGGAAGCUCUGGUAGAGUCUUAUGCCUUCUGGAGACCUUCUCUGAGGACACUUACCUUUGAAGAUAUACCUGGGAUACCCAAACAAGGAAAUGCAGGUUCCUCUACUUUACUCCAGGGAUCUGGCAGUGGAGUGCCAUCCACCCACCCUCACCUUUUGCCGGGCUCCCCUUGCUCCUCUCCAGCCUUCCACCUCAGUCCCAACACCAGCCAGCUCUGUAGCCUUGCUCCAGCUGACUACACAGCUUGUGCCCGCUCAGGCUUGACCCUGAACAGAUACAGCACUUCUCUGGCCGAAACCUACAACAGGCUCACAAACCAGACCAGCGAGACGUUCGCACCCCCCAGGACUCCCUCCUAUGUUGGUGUGUCAAGCAGCACAACUGUGAAUAUGUCCAUGAGCGGCAGCGAUGGGGAUGCAUUCAGCUGCCCGCAGACUGGCUUGUCGAUGCAGAUUUCAGGGAUGUCUCCACAGCUCCAGUACAUCAUGCCAUCCCCAUCCAGCAAUGCCUUUACCACUAAUCAAACCCACCAAGGCUCCUACAACACGUUUAGACUGCACAGUCCCUGUGCUCUCUAUGGAUAUAACUUUUCCACCUCCCCCAAACUGGCUGCCAGUCCUGAGAAAAUCGUUUCUUCCCAAGGAAGUUUCUUGGGGUCCUCGCCAAGCGGAACCAUGACGGAUCGGCAGAUGUUGCCCCCUGUGGAAGGAGUGCACUUACUUAGCAGUGGGGGGCAGCAGAAUUUCUUUGACUCCAGGACCCUAGGAAGCUUAACACUCUCCUCUUCUCAAGUGUCUGCACAUAUGGUUUGA
This is a messenger RNA of Indicator indicator, 1791 nucleotides long. RefSeq names its product T-box transcription factor 18 (gene TBX18). The transcript is spliced from 8 exons. The record is from RefSeq and is a predicted model, not a curated record. Gene Ontology annotation, molecular function: DNA-binding transcription factor activity, RNA polymerase II-specific; RNA polymerase II cis-regulatory region sequence-specific DNA binding. The coding region runs from base 1 to 1791 and encodes 596 amino acids. Gene Ontology annotation, cellular component: nucleus. Gene Ontology annotation, biological process: positive regulation of DNA-templated transcription; morphogenesis of embryonic epithelium; cell fate specification. NCBI's taxonomy places the organism in Eukaryota, Metazoa, Chordata, Aves, Piciformes, Indicatoridae.